Molecule: messenger RNA, 4255 nt
Organism: Asparagus officinalis (garden asparagus)
Lineage: Eukaryota; Viridiplantae; Streptophyta; Magnoliopsida; Asparagales; Asparagaceae
Exons: 8
Coding region: 292-3810 (1172 amino acids)
Source: RefSeq, a predicted model, not a curated record
UUUCUACCUCCUUUUCCUUCUCCUAAUUUUAGUACAAUUUUUUUUCCCCAGAUGUGAUCGUCUGUCUCGAGACCCCAGAAAUGGGUUUUUUUUUCAUCCAUUAAUGGGGUCUCUUAGUUCUUACUCUUCUUAGUAAAUUUCGGGAAUUGUUUUUUUUGGGCUAGUUGAUCGUUGUCAUAGAUGAACCGUAUAGGAUUUGGAUAUGAGAGGAACCCAUUAUUUUCUUUAACGAAUUUUUUUUGGAGAUACGAGGAUCGGAUUCCCAAUAAUGGAGUAGAUAUUUUGUAGAGGAUGCCAUCAUUGGAAUUUAUGCUUUGCAUCGAUGGAUUUAAGGCGCAGCAAAAGAUGCCACGUGGUCAUGGAAGAAUCUCUAGCAAUGUUGAAAAUUUUGAAGGUAGAAGAAACCAUUCUCUUCGUAGAAGAUAUCUAGAUAAGAGCAAUUGCAAGCUUUCUUCCGAGGAACGUCCGAUAUCUGCACUUGUCCUGGGAAAUAGUGAGCAAAGCAGGUGCAUUUUUGUCACAUUGGUUGGCCCAGAACUUGAUGCAUACUGCAAGCUGGCAACCAUUUUGCAUUCGCUUCAAAGUCCAGAUCAGAAAAAGCAUUUUCCAUCUGAAGCUCCUUCUGAGUCUCCACCAACAAUAAUUUUCCUGUUUAACCUGCAGAAAGAACAUAGCACCAACCUUUCUGAAAAUAUAUGUUCCUCAGAGUCUUCUUCAGUCUGCAGCUCUUCUGGAUUGAAUAAUAUGGGUCAAUCUCGCAACAGGCACAAGAGGACCAAGCCUCUCAAGGAUUCCUCCAAUAUUUCUACAUCUAGAUGUUUGGCAGGGGAUACAUCUUCUGGUUCUUUCUGUGAUAGUUUGAGCCCGCUUAGUUCCGAUGACUUGAUGAAUGAUAUCUCUAAGGUGGAAGAGCCUCUGAUAAGAAGUUCAAAAAAGAAAGGUAAAAAGAAGGGAAAACAUUACAAAAGGUCCAUAAGCAAAAGAGAUUCAAACAUUGUCAAAACCUCAGAGAACUCGUCUGAAAAGUCAAAUAUUCCUUCUACCUCCCUAGUUGGAGAUAUUACUAAAGAGAAAGAUGUCAGUGAAAGUAGCAAGUAUGUAGAUGGUUCAACAACUAAGAUGUCAUGUAUAUCAUACAAUGAUGAAAUGGAGGAGUCCAACGCAGUGGAUUCCCGAUCUCAUGAAGCCCUCAACAGUAACUGCCCUGGGGAGCUGAAAAACAUAUCUGGUGCAAACCAGCCUUCUCGGAGAACACCUUCUGUUUAUCUGAAUACAAAAAGUCCCAGCCCAAAACAAAGCAUCAAUUACACUGAUAGUUCAACAAGCAUUUCCUGUGAUUUGUAUGAUAACAAUGCAUUGGUAGGCUCAUGUCACGAUGUGGCAACAAGAUUACCAAUCAAGAAUAGAACAAGUCUCGAUAUAUCACAAGAGGUCGAUUUAGAUUCCAAGACAUGUGAUUCUUCACUCCAUAGGAGUACUGUAGACUCACCUGUUGUCACUAAUGGAGUUUCAAAUGAUUCUUGUAACAACGACACUUAUUAUAACAGUUCAGAAAGAGCUCCAUGCAGCAACCAUGCCUGCAGCAGUAAUGACUUCCAUCCUGUGUUAUAUGGAAAGAGAGCUCGGGCAGCUAGAAAGUCAACUUCUCAUGCAGGAAAAGACAAUCAUCCUGUUUGGCAGAAGGUCCAAAAGACGGAUAAACAACAUUUCAUCAAUGAACCAAAGAAUGCCUUUAUUGUCUCUAAAAAAGUUGACAUGCCUUCUAAGGAUUCUGGUUCAAGGUCAAGACAAAAUGCAUCUUCAGGUCUCCAUCAGAAAGCGAAAUCUAGCAAAUAUUCUUAUUCAUAUGAAGGAGUUGGUGAAACAUCUAAAUCAAGUGAAAGUAAUGACAAAAAGAAAUUUACUUCUGUUCCUAAGCAGAUAAAUCACUAUUCAAGGAAGGGAUCUCAUAAUAGUACAACUACAUUUGCCAGGCCUUCUAAACUUCAUGUUCAGCAGAAAGAAGAAUUGAAGAUGUUGCCAGUGAGCCAUGAUGAACACACUAGCAGUGGAAGCUCUCCUCUUAAUACUCAUUCUCCAGUAUCUGUGUCUAAAUCAAUUGAAAAUUUUGACUUCUGCCCAUCCAUACAACAACAGAAAAAGGAGGAUAUCAGUGAAGUGCCAUUAUCUGGAAAUACUUGCAGUAUGGAAGGGAAUAUGACUUUGUCAAUUGAAUGCAAACAAAUAGACCCAUCUUUAUCGGCAUCAGAUUCUUCAGAUCAGAUUGGUUUAAAGGGUCAUGGGAAUAUGCAUGAUGACUCUUAUCUUAUGGAUAUAAAUGACAAUCAAUAUAAUAAUCUACAAGAUGAAUGCUCUCAUGCAGAAUAUCGUGAGUCAGACAAUAAUUGUGGACCUGUAUUACAGAAAUGGGUCCCUGUUGGAAGAAAAGACGUAGCUGUAUCCCAAAUUGGACAUUUAGAGAAUUUGAUAAUUUCAGUAACAGAUGACUCAAUGUCUAAUGUGAUAGAGAGUAGGAACACUGAGGUAGAGGUGAGUUCUGAGGUUCGAUACCUUGUCCCUCUGAAUGGAACAGAGAUGCAGUGUGCUAGCCGAAGUGGUGAUGAUGCCGAUUGUUCUUCUUCUGGAACUGAUAUAUUGAGUGACAAAUUUAUGGGUUGCUCUCAUAGAGAUGGAGGUCUGCGUGAUGAGAAAGAUGAACAAGUUUCAGAAGUUGAGUCUGAUUUAGGCAGGAUAGUUCAUGCUGUUAAUGAUGCUUACAGAUUACGAACUGCAGCUGGUAUUCACCUGAUCUCUGGCAGCCCUGUUGCUGAAUUUGAGAGAUUCAUGUACUCUUGUUCUCCGAUUCUUAGUCGAAGGCAUCAUAGAAGAAUCUGCACAACUUGCUCUGGGGAACAAGAAACUAGUAACUCAAUGUGCUCACAUCGGAUGCAUAAAAUAUAUUUGGCAAGCCUUUGGCAGUGGUAUGAAGAACCUGGGUGUUAUGGUUUAGAAGUUAAGGCUGCUGAAUUUAGAGCAUAUUUUGUACCUUAUCUUUCAGCCAUUCAACUAUUCAGACAAUCAACUUGUAGUUAUACCAGCUCCAGCAGAGAGUUGAUGGUAUCUUCUGAGGUUGAUAAGACAUCAAGAUCUUCAUCUAAUGUUUCCUCCCUUCCAAUAUUGUGCAAGCUACUUCCCCAGCCUCGUAAAGAAGUAGAUUCAUGCCUUUUAGAGUCUGCAUCAUCUCCCAUAAGUGAAUUUAGUAAACAAUCAGCUGAAAGUACAAAUCUGAUUGACGAGGAGCUCAUUUUUGAGUAUUUUGAACAUGCUCAACCUCCACAGCGAAGACCAUUAUUUGAGAAGAUAAAGGAGCUGGUUAAUGAUGGUGGAUCAUCUAACAGCCAAAUGUAUGGAGAUCCAUCGAAGCUGGAAUAUUUGAGUCUACAUGAUCUCCAUCCGGCCUCAUGGUAUGCUGUGGCCUGGUAUCCUAUAUAUCGUAUACCUGAAGACAACUUUCGUGCUGCAUUUUUAACUUACCAUUCCCUUGGUCAUUUUAUUCAUCAAAGUCCUUUAUCUACUACAGCUGGUGAUUUUACUCAUGUAAUCUCUCCAGUUGUGGGCCUCCAGAGUUACAAUGCUAAGAAGGAGUGCUGGUUUCAACCAAGGGACUUGAAAGAAGAAUCCUCGAGUUUAUCUCCUUUGAAACUUAUGGAAGAGAGACUGAGAAUACUUGAGCAUACUGCUUCUGUGAUGGCAACAGCUAAAGUUCAAAAGGGCGAUCAUCUAUCCAUCAACAAUCACCCUGAUUAUAACCACUUCUCCUCCCGUUGGUAAAAGAAUUAGUAGAGCUGACCCGAAUGCCUCGUUCCCCUUUUUUUUUCCUCCUGAGGCAAGAAUCUAAUCUUUCAGAAGGAAAUGCAAGCUCAUGACCUGCUUUUUAGGCAUCUGUAUAUAAAUCUCCAUAUAGCUCAGAUUGUAGGAAACUCUAGGGCUUUCGAACACUGCAGCUAGCUUCAGGCAUGAUGUUUCUAGAAAAUUUAAUUGGAAGGUUAAAUUUUGGCUGCUAUCAACAAUAGGUAUUUGAAGGCAAGCAAUGGGAAUGGAAAUCUCGACAAGCAGUUUUUAUGGUUUAGAUUUUCAUUUGGUACCCGUAUCAACUCAUAUGCCAGUAUAUCUGCAGAUUAGUGUUUAGUUGUACUUUUGGUUAGAUUUUAAUGGCAGUAUACUAGCAUCUAGCUCAAUGUUAUCUGUUGACAAAGCAGUGGGUAUUUUACAACGU